Messenger RNA from Micropterus salmoides (largemouth bass), 1250 nucleotides. RefSeq names its product adhesion G-protein coupled receptor G2-like. Gene Ontology annotation, cellular component: membrane. The transcript is spliced from 3 exons. Lineage: Eukaryota; Metazoa; Chordata; Actinopteri; Centrarchiformes; Centrarchidae. Bases 468 to 875 code for a protein of 135 amino acids. Gene Ontology annotation, molecular function: G protein-coupled receptor activity. The record is from RefSeq and is a predicted model, not a curated record. Gene Ontology annotation, biological process: cell surface receptor signaling pathway; adenylate cyclase-activating G protein-coupled receptor signaling pathway.
UUGGCUAGAACGCUUAAAACACACCGUGUACUGUGUGGGCGGGAUGCCCUGUGCUUAACAACAGUCUGUAUGGGUAAACUGUGUAAUGACAGGUGAGGCCAGGAGGGGGCUGUAGCCAGAGUAAGUGUACUCUCAGCUGGCAGUGUGAGACACGAAGAAGAUACCGGAGAAGGGGUCCAUCCAUCCAUCCAUAAUCAACCGCUUAUCCUGCGUACAGGAUGUAUAAUAUAAUGGAAAUCAUUCACGGGGAGCGGCCUGUACAGCGUGCUGCCAGUUAGCCACUAGCAUUUGGCUACCCAGCUUGUUUGGGUGGACAAGUUACUGAUACUUCAAACUUCACAUGCAAAACAAAAUUUACUCAAUUGUCUUUCUCUUCAGUCACACCAGCUGUAGUGGUGAUUGCUUUUCUUGCCUCAGGAAAAUAUGAUUACCUGGUCAUAAAUACCAGUGAUGGAAACUCAGCAAAAAUGUGCUGGAUCUCUGAUGCUGUUGUCCAUCAGGUGGUGAAUAUCGGUUAUUAUGCUAUAGUGUUCAUCUUCACCUUUUGCAUAUUCAUCAUAACUGUGCGGCAGAUUGUUCUUUUCAAACCCACAACAGGGAAAGGCCAGGACAUCAGCUCCAUCAAGAGAAACUCUUACUCCAUUAUAGGCCUGUUCUUCCUGCUUGGCAUCACCUGGGCCUUUGCUUUCUUCAGCUACGGGCCUUUGCGUGUAGCAUCCUACUAUAUCUUCACCAUCCUCAACUCCUUUCAAGGUUUCUUCCUGUUCAUCUACUAUUACCAUUCCAGCAAGACUGUUGGAGAGGACAGACUCCGCACAGUCAGUGGUAGCAGUACAGCCACAUCAAAGACAGUUGUCCCAAAUCUCUAUCAAUAAGUAUUUGUGCUCCACAUGUUUCACAUGGAGACAGAAAGUGAUUUUGCCUGAAAUUAUUUUGACACAAGAGGGCAGCAUUUAAUUUCAUUUAGUCAAGCAGAUCCUCUGUUGAAUGAGGUGCUAGUAAAUUGGUAUAUAUUAAAAAAACGUUCCUCAUUCACCCCCAAAAUGCCUUGUGUUCCUGAUUGAAUGGCUACUCUCCUAAAAUGGCUAAUCUGGAUUACCUUCAUUGAGAAAAUUACUCAUGAGUAGAGCACUGACAGAGGAGAUGGAGAAAUAUCCUGGAAGUUAAUUGUGCCGCUGACUGUUUCAACAGGAGCCCUGUCUCACCUAGAGUAAAACUUUCAGAGAAGGUUGUGAUUCACACAGAAUAUA